Molecule: messenger RNA, 451 nt
Organism: Pseudophryne corroboree (corroboree frog)
Lineage: Eukaryota; Metazoa; Chordata; Amphibia; Anura; Myobatrachidae
Gene: RPL35A
Product: ribosomal protein L35a
Exons: 5
Coding region: 89-421 (110 amino acids)
Biological process (GO): cytoplasmic translation; ribosomal large subunit biogenesis
Cellular component (GO): cytosolic large ribosomal subunit; ribosome
Molecular function (GO): structural constituent of ribosome
Source: RefSeq, a predicted model, not a curated record
UUCCCGGCGUGCAGCGCGGCCUCCUUCCUUUUCCUCCAUCUUGGCUGCCAGUGCGGUCCUACCUGCAUCUGGGCGCUAAUAACUCAACAUGUCUGGGAGAUUGUGGUGCAAAGCAAUUUUUGCUGGCUACAAGAGAGGCCUCAGAAACCAGAGGGAGCACACAGCCCUUUUGAAGAUUGAAGGUGUCUAUGCUAGAGAUGAAACAGACUUUUACUUGGGCAAGAGAUGUGCCUAUGUAUAUAAAGCAAAAAACAACACGGUGACUCCAGGUGGCAAGCCGAAUAAAACUCGUGUUAUUUGGGGGAAGGUGACCAGAGCUCAUGGUAACAGUGGCAUGGUCCGUGCCAAGUUCCGCUCCAAUCUACCCGCCAAAGCCAUGGGACACAGGAUCCGUGUGAUGAUGUACCCUUCAAGGAUUUAAACAUUCUGUACAAAUAAAAAGAGUUCUGGA